AUGCACAGAGCAAGUAACACGUCGCGCCCAUCAGCAGCAGUCACCAUGCAGGCCAUGCGGAGACUCGUGCGCGUCCUCGUGGUGCUCGGCGUCGUGGCAGCCACGGCGUCGGCACAGGGCCCGACGGCAGCGCCAGCAACGCCCACGCCGGCCACCCCCGCGGCACCGGUGACUCCCGCGGCGGCGGCGCCCAAGGCCGCGACGACGUCCAGCAACAUCACGGGCGUGCUGGCCAAGGGCGGGCAGUUCAACACCUUCAUCCGGCUGCUCAAGUCCACGGGCGUGGCGUCCCAGAUAGACAACCAGGUCAGCAACGGCGGGAACGGGAUCACGGUGUUCGCGCCCACGGACAACGCGUUCCAGUCGCUGCCCUCCGGCACGCUCAACUCGCUGUCGGACCAGGACAAGAACGCGCUGGUGCAGUACCACGUCGUGUCCACCGCCAUCCCCAUGUCGCAGUUCGACACCGUCAGCAACCCGCUCCGGACGCAGGCCGGCAGCGCCUCCCCGGGGGAGUACCCGCUCAACGUCACCUCCGAGGGCCAGCAGGUCAACAUCACCACGGGCGUCGUCAACGCCACCGUCGCCAACUCCCUCUACUCCGAAGACAGCCUCGUCGUCUACCAGAUCGACAAGGUGCUGCUGCCGGAGAAGCUCUUCGGCACGGCGGAAGCACCCGCGCCCGCGCCGCUCGCGCCGGCCAAGAAGAAGGGCAAGACGCCGGCGACCGUCGCGGACUCGCCCGAGGCGGAGGCGUCCCCGGACGCGACUACCGCGUCGCUCGCGCCGGCGAGGUUGACGACGGGAGGUGGCCUCGCCGCGGCUCUUGCGCUCGCCGGCGUGUGGUGGGGGCUGUAG
Messenger RNA from Miscanthus lutarioriparius, 858 nucleotides. NCBI's taxonomy places the organism in Eukaryota, Viridiplantae, Streptophyta, Magnoliopsida, Poales, Poaceae. The record is from the annotation of a GenBank genome assembly.